Messenger RNA from Daldinia childiae, 696 nucleotides. RefSeq lists its product as uncharacterized. The record is from RefSeq and is a predicted model, not a curated record. Bases 1 to 696 code for a protein of 231 amino acids. The transcript has a single exon. NCBI's taxonomy places the organism in Eukaryota, Fungi, Ascomycota, Sordariomycetes, Xylariales, Hypoxylaceae.
AUGUACGCGAAAACCCCCACGGUCCUCCUGGCCGCAUUACUUGCGGGACAGGCCGUCGCCAAGACCGACAUAGGCGGCUGCGUAUCGUCCGCAACCGUAAGAUAUGGUGGUGCCAGCUUAAUCUGGUACGUCCCAGAUACCGGCGAGAUCUGCGAGUUCCUCGACUGUGGAGGUGGGCGUGCACCACCCAAGACAACCGUUCCGGGCUGUGAUGGCUACCAAGGAACCGCCACCUAUUCGCCUAGCUUUCUGCCGGGUUUCGGUGCCUCUGCGACUCCUACUUCAACUGAGACCUCUACCCCGGCCUCUACUUCGGCCUCUACGCCCACGUCCGCGCCUAGCUCCAGCUCGGCGUCCGGUGAAUCUUCUAGCGAAUCUUCUGAGGAAUCCUCUGGUUCGACAGCCACCUCAGCAGUAGGCUCAGCUUUUAUUACUAGCGCAACAACCGGUGUAACAUCUGUUGCUACCAUCACUCCAGCACCAACUGCGACAUUGGAAACCAGCACAGGUGUUGCCUCGAACGGCGAGUCUUCUGCAUCAACUGGAGGCUCAACCGGAGGAAGUUCUCAAGGAGCUGAGCCUGCCAGCACUUCUGGCACAAGCAGUGUCUCCGAGGCGGCGGCUAUGCCGACCGCAGCUGUGAAGGGUGCUAUGCGCGUGGCAGUUGGCUUGGUGGCGGGUAUGGCAAUGCUAUGA